Messenger RNA from Fundulus heteroclitus (mummichog), 4128 nucleotides. It is a transcript of the gene stox2a, whose product is annotated as storkhead box 2a. Bases 825 to 3863 code for a protein of 1012 amino acids. Gene Ontology annotation, cellular component: nucleus; cytoplasm. Gene Ontology annotation, molecular function: DNA-binding transcription activator activity, RNA polymerase II-specific; RNA polymerase II transcription regulatory region sequence-specific DNA binding. NCBI's taxonomy places the organism in Eukaryota, Metazoa, Chordata, Actinopteri, Cyprinodontiformes, Fundulidae. The record is from RefSeq and is a predicted model, not a curated record. The transcript is spliced from 5 exons. Gene Ontology annotation, biological process: positive regulation of transcription by RNA polymerase II.
GCUUUUAUUUCUGGCUCUUUUUCGAGCCAGCUCUUUUGUUUUACGGGGGGAUCGGCCGAGCACUCCUGUGGUGAAUUGAGCUAUUGUCAAAGACUGGGCCUCUUAAAGCUUUGCAUCUGUGGCCAACCAUCAAUCUCCUCCGGAUUCCUCCCCCCUCCCUGUUACUUUCCACUGAAAGGGAACCAGCAGAUCCCAAAAAAAGCUCCGCCGAAGCCUUUUCUCGCCGUCCUCCUUGCUUCCAAUGCCCCAUUUCCCUCAUCUCUACCCCUGCCCCCCCUCCCCUCCCUCCCCACAUCUCUCCUGCUCCCUCCUCCCACAUCAGAGUGGCUACGUAAUGUGCCUCCCUACGCAUGCAAAUGGGGAUGCUACAAAUGGUGGCUGGGACUGAUGUCGAUGAAAGGGUGAUGCCUCGCGCAAUGACCUGCUCCUCCGCCGCCGUCGCUCCGGAUCAGCCGAUGACAACAGCCCACAGCGCCAACGCCGUCGUUUGCAGCUUGCUGGUGGACGUAAAUGAGAUGUGUGAAUGUGUGUAAAGGCGCACACUGGUUCCUGCCAUGUCUGGUGUGUGAUUGCUCUAGCGGGACGUUCUCACUGAUGCGGGGGAGGCACUGAGCCUGAGGUUGGUCGACCUCCCCCUUCCCCACUCCCCCCCCCCUCCCUCUCCCUCUCCCCUUCCCCCUCCUCUCCCCCCCUGUUUCACCAGUUCCCACCCUCCUUACCCCUACUACCCUUUUGCCCCACGCUUCCUUAUCCCAGAGGUCCCCGGGGAGUGAAGGCCGCCGGAACACACACACACACAGGAAAAAAAAAAAAAGGGGGUCACGAUGAAGAAGAACCGCAGCGGCAAUCUGCGGCGGGCCUGGCCCAGCUCGGAGCUUCCCGAACGCCCGCUGGAUCACAAUCUCUCUCGUAGCGAGAAAGACAUCCGUGUGCAGAAGCAGCAUCUUCCUCCUCCUCCUCCGCAUUUCUCUCCGUCCCCACCAAGUUAUCGUGCCCCAGGUGAUGUGUCUCCGAUCAGUAUGUCACCUAUCAGUCAGUCGCAGUUCAUACCGCUGGGGGAGAUCUUGUGCUUGGCCAUCUCUGCUAUGAACUCUGCCCACAAGCCUGUCAACCAGGAGGCACUGAUGGAGCACCUCACUGCCAGUUUUCCAGGCGUGCCUACACCCAGCCCAGAGGUCCUGCGACAUACUCUGAACAUGCUGGUGCGAGAGAGGAAGAUAUAUCCAACUCCAGAGGGCUACUUCAUCGUCACUCCCCAGACGUACUUUAUCACUCCCUCCCUCAUCAGAACAAACAACAAGUGGUAUCACAUGGAGGAUCGGCUGCCAGAGCGUCAGCAGCAGCAACAGCCACAGAACUGCACCUCGCCUCAGUCUGGAAACGUCACACCGUCCACACCGGGCUGCCUGAGAGAGAGGCCUCCUCGCAAGAACCACAGUGACUCAUACAACUCCUAUCGUGACGACCAGUCAAGACUUCAUGGCUCUGCGCUCCAAAGUAAGUCACCCAAGGAGCACAAGGGAGAUUCCUAUCAAAACAAGCCACCCAAGGAUCAGAAUGGCGGGGAGACUCUUCCGAGCACGUCAGCCAAGGAACACCGAGGAGAGCCGCCAUCAUACCCCCAUCCCCCAGCUCCCACUUCUCCUCCUAUACAGUCACCGCCUGCUCAAGAUCAAGCUGAUAAGAGCAAAGGCAUUACUUCUUUCCCUUAUAAAGCUGACACUCUGACCAAAAAGAAAGAGGCAAGUGGUGGUGGAAGUGGUGAGAAGCAAGCCAAAAGGUUUGGUCUCAAACUUUUCAGACUAAGUUUCAAGAAGGAUAAAAUGCGACAGCUGGCUACCUUCUCAGCCCAGUUCCCCCCUGAGGAGUGGCCCCUACGUGACGAGGAUGUGCCAACCACGCCUAUUCCGCGGGAGGUGGAGAUGGAGAUAAUUCGCAGGAUCAACCCUGACCUAACAGUGGAGAAUGUUGCGAGGCACACCGCUGUAAUGAAGAGGCUGGAGGAAGAGCGUACACAAAAGAACAAGGCGGGAUCUUCUGCCCAGCACAGUGCACGCAGCCGGAGGGGCAGGGGCCACCGGAGGGCGCCUCAUGGUAAGUCUCGCUCUCACAGCAAACCAAGGACAUCCAGGGGAGACCCAUCUGAGGGUUCAAACUGGGAUCUUGUGUUUAUGGAAAGAGAUUACCGCUUCUUUAGCCACUCGCUGGUUCGCUCGCCUCGGGAAGCUAUGUACACUCUAGAGCGCAGGCGAAGUGGAGGUGCGACGUACCUGGUUCACAGUAACCCCAAUAUUACUGAAUCGUACUGCCCGGUUACGCCCGAGUGGGAUGUGUCUGGGGAGCUGGCCAAGAGACGAACUGAGAUGCCCUUUCCUGAGCCUUCACGUGGAACAUGUCAGUCCAGAGUGCAAAGAAGUCACAGCCACAAUCAGGACAGGAAGUCUCGACAUGAGAGGUCAGAUCAAGCUAAGGAACGAUCUCGGUCAAUGGACAACUCUCUCAAGGGCCCGUCACUGGGCGCGCCAGAAGACUUUGAACCCAGUCUGGAGGAGCGUAGUCAUUACUACACUGAUGAUGGUACCCUACGGGCCACACAGAAAUCCUCCCACUACUCAAGGAUCAUGUUCUCUGCUGCUAAGUUCCACUCCGACUUUAAUGUGCCUGAUUUGGGGAAAGGGAGUCUGGACGAGUCUAGGAUCCGGAGUACAAUGGAAAGGAACAAAAGCAGAGACAGCUUGCCGACGUACAAUGAGCUAAUGGGACUUUCUCCUAAGCCCUCUACAGAUGAGUACUUCCAGUGCAAUACAUCAAAUGAAACAAUCCUUACUGCCCCUUCGCCUCAGGCAAAAUCAGAAUAUGACACAUUAACCUCAUCAGGGGGAAUCCGAAAGGGCUCUCCAGCUGACCGGCAAACUCCUCACCUUACCUCUCCUCAUACAAUGGAGUACAAAGAGGACAUGUCGGCAGCAAAGGGACAGAGCGGUUCAGCGCGACUGACGCCAAGCCAGACGCCAGAACCAGUACAAAAUGCCCGUUUGACACCACACCAACACAAUGUAGAUCCCGGAGGGGGAGGAGGCAGUUUGGUGAUUAAGAGGAAGGAGAUUUUCAGCAAGGACACUCUGUUCAAACCUCCACAUAAUGCCUUGUCCCCUGGCUAUGUGGACAGCAGCUACACCAAGUCUGGCACAUUGCGGAAAGCCUCACAUGCCAAAUCAACAGAGGCCCUAGACAAUCCUGAGCCCCAGCAGCCUUCCAAUUCAGCCACUUCCUCAGCAUCACCUGCAGUUUUACAGAGCAGCUUAGAGCCAACAGUCCCCUCUGCCUCCUUUGACUAUUACAACGUAUCGGACGAUGAGGAGGAGGAAGAGGCAGAGGAGGACUCGCACAAAGAGUUGGCCACAGCAGAGGACAGCAAAGACCAUGGGGAAGGAGGAGGAAAUGUUGGAGGCAGCAGCGGUGGUGGUGGAGAAGGAACCAUGCAGUGGCUUCUGGAACGGGAGAAGGAGCACGAUUUGCAGCGGAAACUUGAGACCAAUCUGACCCUGCUCAGCCCCAAGGAGACGGAAAACAGCAGCAGUCAGAAGUCGGCGCACUCUGCCCGUUUGGACAGCAUGGACAGCAGCAGUGUCACGGUGGACAGUGGCUUCAACUCUCCCAGAACACGUGAAAGCCUUGCAUCCAACACAUCCAGCAUUGUGGAAAGCAAUAGACGGCAGAACCCGGCGCUGAGCCCAGGCCACAUCGGCACCAGCGGUAUUGGACUGCCAUUCAGCUUUCGCGCCAUCCCCGAGCCCCCCACCACGCAGCCUGAGAAACUGCAGAAGUCAUCGAACUGCCUGGCCUCCAUCACCAGCGUCUGACAGACAGCACGGACUGAGACGGCGAUGGUGGUGGAGCCGAAGUGAGGUGUUUUCACAACCUUUUUUUUUUUUUUGUUUUUUGUUUUUUUGUUUUGUUUUUUUAAAAACCCUUGCGUUCCUCAACCAGUACACAUAUGAACACUCGACACAUCUUCAGACUCCUGAGGAUCCAUUUACUGGGACUGUUAGAAAAACAGGCAUGGCUUCAACAGACUGUUCCUACAGCAUCAAGAACUUAACUGCAAAAAAAAAAAAAAAAAAAAGA